Paramecium sonneborni is the source of this 766-nucleotide messenger RNA. Lineage: Eukaryota; Ciliophora; Oligohymenophorea; Peniculida; Parameciidae. The record is from the annotation of a GenBank genome assembly.
AUGAAAUGCGCAAAGAAAAAAUACAAAUAUUUAAUUGAAGAUGAUCGAAUAGAUAUGGAGAAAAUACUUUAAAAUAUUAGAUAUACUUUGGGUAUUUAUAAUCAUAAAUAUAGAUAUUACAUAGUAUGAAUAAAAUGAAUUGUAAAAAAUGUUUUGUGUAAUAAAAGACAAAAUGCAUUGUCUUGAAACUUAAAUUUAUACAAUUUAAAAGGAAGAAAGAGCAUUAUAAAGUGAGAACGAUGAGCUCCAAUAUUUUAUUAAUGAAAAAAAAUAAAUGUUAAAAGAACUAAAUUCUUUAAUUGAAAUCGUUGAAGUUUCAAAUGAAAAUUUUUAACUUGAUGGUGAUUCUUCUAUUAAUUUGUAUCACAUUUUGUAAACUUACACUCCUAGAAAAUAAAAAGUAGGAAUGGAUAUACUUUUAAAUAUAUAGAAAGAAGAAUAGUAAAUAUAAGAAUUGAAAGGUUUAUUAUAAACAGUCUAAAAUAAAAUUAUAAAUUUAAAUUAGAAUGAAUUGUUUUGGUCAUGUAUUCGUUGUAGGAAAAGAUUGUAGGAAGGACAAAAUGAAUAAGUAAACACAUUCUAAAUUUUAGUCUUGCAUUUAUCAUUCUGGCCAACUAAAAUAUUUUUCUUGUAGGACUUGUGGAGCAGAUGAAUAUUUUACUUGUUGUCAUCAAUGCCGAGAUUGUAAUUCCGGCUGCAAAAUGGGUCUGCAUAAACCAUGAUUUACGGAUUUUUAAUCAGUAAUUUAUUGAUUAUCUUAAAGGCU